This is a messenger RNA of Megalops cyprinoides (Indo-Pacific tarpon), 3504 nucleotides long. RefSeq names its product adenylate kinase 5, like (gene ak5l). Gene Ontology annotation, cellular component: cytosol; cytoplasm. The record is from RefSeq and is a predicted model, not a curated record. Gene Ontology annotation, biological process: nucleoside triphosphate biosynthetic process; ATP metabolic process. The transcript has 15 exons. NCBI's taxonomy places the organism in Eukaryota, Metazoa, Chordata, Actinopteri, Elopiformes, Megalopidae. Gene Ontology annotation, molecular function: ATP binding; AMP kinase activity; nucleoside diphosphate kinase activity. The coding region runs from base 260 to 1993 and encodes 577 amino acids.
ACGCGCUGUGUGCUUUAAUAACCUUAUAACAGCUUAAGUAAUUUAAGGGAUCAGCAGCGAACGAGCGCAGCUGAUCGGAAGGCGCGGGCGGGUGAGUGACAGCCGCGAGGACAGCGGCAUGUGCGACUGGCGCCGCGCGCAGAUGGACUGCAGCUCGUGCGUUUGAAACGCGAGGACACCGCACGCGCUCACCGCCAUUCAAACAAGUUACUAAUUAAUUUAACACUUCAGCGCAAUCAGCGACGGCAGUGCAAGCAAGAUGAACACCAACGAUGCCAAAGAAUACCUGUCGAAACGAGAGAUCCCACAGCUUUUUGAGAGCAUGCUGACCGGCCUGAUGUACCACCGGCCGGAGGACCCCCUCCUGUUCCUGGAGAGCUGCCUGCAGAAAGCAAGGGAACUGGGGGGCCCCGAACGCGUGUCCUGGGACACGUUCAUCACUCCCGACCGGCGAUCGCUGCCCCCCAUCACCACGGGACAGGGAAAGAAGCCCGCCUUUAGGUCAGAGUCGGGUCCAGGACCGGGUUCGGGUCCGUACCGUCGGUAUGAACGCCUCCCACCGAUCCAGGCCCAGUUCUCCAUUGAAAGCGACUCGGACAUGACCGAGACCUCUGGCCUGAUCCAGGAGUACGACGUCUUUGACCCCUCCAAGCCCCGCCCACACAUCAUCUUUGUCAUCGGGGGUCCCGGCAGCGGGAAGGGGACACAGACUGCCAAGAUGGCGAGCUACUACAAUUACGAGUGCGUGUCGGUGGGGGAGAUCCUGAGGAACCAGCUGCUGCACCAUGCCCCCAGUGACAGGAAGUGGGAGCUCAUCGCUCAGAUCAUCGCCAACGGGGAGCUCGCUCCACAGGAGACCACCAUUGAGGAGCUGAAGCACCAGUUCAUAAAGAAGCAGGAUGCCAGGGGCUUUGUUGUGGAUGGGUUCCCUCGGGAGAUUUCCCAGGCUUUCACCUUCGAGGAACAGAUUGGCUCGCCAGACCUUGUGGUGCUGCUUGCCUGUUCCAAUCAGCAGCUCCGACAGCGGUUGGAGAAGAGGGCUGCCCAACAGGGUCGCCCUGACGACAACGCCCACGCCAUCGAGAGGCGAUUGGAGACCUUUAAGCAGAACAUCAGCUUGAUUGCCAAGUACUACCAGGAGAGGGCUCUUAUCGUCAGGAUUGAUGCUGAUCGAGAAGAGGAUGACAUAUUCGCCGAUAUCAGCGCCGUGGUGAAUGAGAGGCUGUUCCCCAAAGGACUGCAGGCAGAGGGGUACUCUGACCCUGAGCAGCUGUCUGAGGAUGUUGAAGAGCCGGAAUCUGCGGGUUCCAGGGGAGAGGUAAGGCACGCACCUGGGGACGACCAAAUCCACGGGACCCUAACGUCACUGUGCGAGGUUGGAGGAUUUCUCUUCGCCCACCAGAUCACCAUGGCAGAAAACCUGAAGGGAUGCAAGAUCAUCUUUGUUGUGGGGGGCCCUGGCUCAGGAAAAGGCACGCAGUGUGAGAAGAUUGUGGCAAAGUAUGGCUACACUCACCUGUCGACAGGUGACCUGCUGCGUGCUGAGGUCAGCUCCGGCUCCGAGAGGGGCAAGCAGCUGUCUGCCAUCAUGGGGAGAGGAGAGCUCGUCCCAUUGGACACGGUUUUGGACAUGCUGAAGGACGCCAUGAUCGCCAAGGCUGGUGUCUCCAAAGGUUUCCUGAUAGACGGAUACCCCCGUGAGGUCAAGCAGGGAGAGGAGUUUGAGAAGAAGAUCGGGCCACCUGCCCUGCUGCUGUACAUCGACGCCAAGGCGGAGACCAUGCUGAAGAGGCUGGUGAAGCGAGGAGAGACCAGCGGCCGAACGGACGACAACGAGGAGACCAUCAGAAAGCGGCUGGACCUCUACUACAAGGCCACGGAGCCCGUCAUAGCCUUCUACGAGGGCCGCGGAAUCGUCCGGAAGAUCAAUGCUGAAGCCUCUGUGGACGAUGUGUUCGAAGACGUCGUCAGCGCCAUCGAGUCCCUCAAGUGAAGCCAGCACCUCCGGAGAAAUGACUCAUUCUUUAUCGUCUUUUUAAAAGUUCAUUUGCGGAAGAAUUUAAUGCCAUUUUCCAUACUUACAGCAUCAAAAGCGCUGACUGCUGAGUCACUGUGGCUGAACGUACGACACUUCCCCGAGAUACAGCUUGCCUUAACACACACUGCUCUCCCAAAAGCCCCCUUCAGUGUUACUGAGCCCUGCGCUCACAUUCCCCCAGGAAAUCACUUCUGUGGUUUCACCUCCGCUGUCAGACCCACAGAACAAGCCUGCCACAGUGGCUAAAUCAGGGAUGUCAUUUAGGUGUCUUUGCUCUUCUCUCACCGCCAGUGUCACAGACACAUACCUCUGUUCCUGUCCACUUCCUCUUCCUGCUCGCUGGACUGUUGCUCUCUCUUGUCCCCUUCUUGUUGUGUGUUGCUUCAUCUCAUUUGAACGUUCUUUUCAUAUUUUUCCCCUCUGCGCAUGCGAUCCUCUUCAUUCAUUAGAAUAUCAUCCUGAGAACUCUGACCCAAAUGGCCUCCACUCUGGGACUGUUGCCACGGCGCCCGGCUCAUGAGGAAUACUAAGCAGAGUCCCAGGGUCACCUAGGGGUCCACUUGGGUCAGGUUGGGCCAAGUCAGGGCUUGCCUUGCACAAACACCUACAUGCCUGUAGGUCUUGUUGAUUGCACCUUUCAGAAACUAAACUCUGCACUAUUUGCACUUCAUAGUUUACAUAAAAAUGGAAAAUAAUAUUUUGGAAAGAUAACACACAUACAUAUACACCCCACAUUUUGGUCUCAGCAUGGUUUACAUCUUUUCAUAAAUAACAUACGCAGCCAUACCAGCCAUUCCUCUCUACUCCAACACCAAACCAGUCUAUCUGGACAGUGAAAGACCCAGGUUCACAUACGCUUCACUGAGGAAAAACACCUGCACGUUUAGCAGCUGCCUGUGGGAUUUUAUUAGUUUGAGCUGUUUUUUGGCGGGCGUUAGGCCUCACAUAGUGACAUACACUACCUGAAGCUACAUUAGCCUCACUGAAAUCACCCAGCAGGAAGCCAUAGUUUCUUUAUGGAAGUGAAGGGGUAAACUAAAUAUGUCUGUAAUCUUCAUAGUCAGAGCCUCUCCUCUCUGAAUACCGAGGAAUCACGUCAACCUGCACAACAACAUGGCAUGGGUAAUCGAAUGUUAACCCUUUGAUUUUGAACACGCCCUCAUAAAAGUUGGAUAUGAAUGUUAUGUUUUUUUUUGUCCUGAGCUCAGUUUGACUUUGCCCUCUCUCUGCUGGUGAAUGUGCUUGUUUUAAAGUUCUGACUUGCCUUCAAACGUGGAGCAUAGAAGUUUCCCCUGGCAUCUCUCUGUUUGUGCACAACAGCGCCACCUGCCUCCCAGACCUGUCACCCAGCAGAGGCCCAGAAAGGAGACACAUGUGCUUGUCCAAAUGUGCUUCUGUGAGGAGGAAUUAUUUGUGUUAAUCACAGAUUCACAGUGAAAACCAUUCCUUUCUAUUACACAGCCAUU